Vollenhovia emeryi is the source of this 433-nucleotide messenger RNA. RefSeq names its product LIM domain-binding protein 3-like. NCBI's taxonomy places the organism in Eukaryota, Metazoa, Arthropoda, Insecta, Hymenoptera, Formicidae. The record is from RefSeq and is a predicted model, not a curated record. The transcript has a single exon. The annotation marks the transcript as partial.
AUGGCUCCUAAGAGAAGAGCUCCGGGACACCCGCCGAUACCGGGACUGGCGCCGCAGGCUCCCCGAUACGUGCCACCCGCCGAAGCGAGACCACGGACGGCCCGCGCCUCGGUAAGCAUCGAGCAGCGGGGACGGGCACCCGCGGUCGUAAGAGCGAGAACGACCGUCUCGAGACAGGAGCAGCUGUACCAAACGGCCACUCAGGCAACCGCCGCCCUCGCCUCGGAGCUCGAGAACCUCUUCGGUUCACUGUCAGACCUGGAGGACGAGCCAGUGACCGCCACCGAGCCAGCCGCAGCAGCAACCGUAACCGAGGCGCCGGGAUUGCCGACACCUCCGCCAACACCCGCAGCGACGCCGGAUCCAGCGCCCGGGGCGACCCCAACGUCAGGCCCGCCUCCAGGUUACGGGUACUUCACCAGCGCCAACGGAG